AUGGCUGCCAAUCAGCAGACACGGGUCCGCAAGUGCAGCCACUGCAGAUCCAGCAUCCUACAUCAAGAACCCGGCAAUCUAACAAACUUCAGAUCUCGCAGGGAGCGCAGUAAGGAACAAGUGAUUUGCAAAGAUAUUGCGGGGUGGCUUUGA
Puccinia triticina is the source of this 153-nucleotide messenger RNA. RefSeq lists its product as uncharacterized. The record is from RefSeq and is a predicted model, not a curated record. NCBI's taxonomy places the organism in Eukaryota, Fungi, Basidiomycota, Pucciniomycetes, Pucciniales, Pucciniaceae. The transcript has 2 exons. Bases 1 to 153 code for a protein of 50 amino acids.